UAGAGAGGAAUAAAACCUGAAAUAUACUCUUUUUACGGAUAUUCCAACAAUACCCUCCGAAUAUUCCCUCUCUUUAACGGUUAUAUUACACACCACUCCCUCUCUCAUCUUCCUCUAUUCCAUUCUUCUUCUUCUUCACAACCACACUCUCAUACACAGAAAAUUUUAAUUUUAAUUUUAAUUUUAAUUUUUGUUUUCUCUGGUUAUUGAAAAUCGAUGAAAUUCGGGAAGAGCUUGAGCAGCCAGAUCGAGAAAACCCUACCGGAAUGGCGGGACAAGUUCCUCUCCUACAAGGAACUCAAGAAGAAGCUCAAGAACUUCGAACCUGCCGCCGGCGGAGAGGACCGCCCCGCCAAGCGUCUCAGGCUCGACGUCGCCGGAGAUAUGUCUAAGGAGGAGACAGAUUUCAGGAACUUGCUGGAGAAUGAACUUGACAAAUUCAACAAUUUCUUCGUUGAGAAGGAGGAAGAGUACAUUAUAAGGCUCAAGGAGUUGCAAGAUAGAGUGGCCAAAGUAAAGGCUUCUAGUGAACAGAUGAUGAAAAUUCGCAAGGAAAUUGUGGAUUUCCAUGGAGAGAUGGUGUUGCUGGAGAACUACAGUGCCCUUAAUUACACAGGGCUAGUGAAAAUUCUGAAGAAGUAUGACAAGAGAACUGGUGCUCUCAUUCGAUUGCCUUUCAUUCAGAAGGUCCUGCAACAACCUUUCUUCACAACAGACCUGCUCUACAAGCUUGUGAAGGAGUGUGAAACAAUGCUGGAUUACCUUUUCCCUGCGAUUGAUCUCGCAGCUUCUGGCGAGACAACUCCACAAGCUGAAGUGUUUGAUCCCUCAACUUCAACCACUACCAAGAGUGAUGGCUUGCUGAUACCUAAGGAAUUAGCAGAGAUUGAGUACAUGGAGAGCCUUUACAUGAAGAGCACUGUAUCGGCUUUGAAUGUUUUGCAGGAAAUUAGAAGUGGAAGCUCAACAGUUAGCAUGUUCUCAUUGCCACCAUUGCAGUUAAGUGGUGUGGAAGAAACAUGGAAGAAAAUACCGGUGCUGGAACAAACAGCCAAGUAAGUAACCUGCUGGGUUACUUCCAUGAGGGUGAUGUAGUGGAUUGAUAUUUUACACUUUCUUUUUUCUUUUAAAUCAGAAGCCUCUGUUAUGCAACAAGCCUUAGAUACUAACACAGAUGUAAGAUGCUGAAUGUAAAGAUGGAAUUAAUUUUACAGAAUUGUAGGUUCCAUACAAUAAAACCUCUAGAAUUAGAAGAAGCUAUGUUUUGACAUUUUGCUUAUUCAAUAUGUAAUGUAUUUAUAUGUUAUGUAUCUGCUUGAUACUAUAAACUUACCGGAUGUAUUUGGAAAUCA
Lotus japonicus is the source of this 1352-nucleotide messenger RNA. RefSeq names its product SPX domain-containing protein 1-like. Bases 217 to 1059 code for a protein of 280 amino acids. The transcript has 3 exons. The record is from RefSeq and is a predicted model, not a curated record. NCBI's taxonomy places the organism in Eukaryota, Viridiplantae, Streptophyta, Magnoliopsida, Fabales, Fabaceae. Gene Ontology annotation, biological process: cellular response to phosphate starvation.